UCGUAAAUAAAAUAGCGAGUUUGCGACAGAUCGAUUGCCGUAAAAGGUGACUUAAGUAGAAGGGCAAAGAGACGAUCGAAGAAGCCAAAGCCAUCAAGAGCCAUGCCAUUUGUGAACCUCCAAGACCGGCUUGGCAUCAAUCUUGACAAAUGGAUAUUAGCUCAGAGUGGUCAACAGCCAUACAAACAAGCAUCUCGUUGCCACGCUUUUGAAAAGGAGUGGAUUGAGUGCUCACAUGGAAUUGGGCAAAUUCGUGCACGUAGGGAAUGUCAAUCUGAAUUUGAAGAUUUCUAUGAGUGCAUGCACCGGCAAAAGACAAAAAAACGCUUGCUUGAGAUACGGACACAGAAGGAAAAGAUGAUGAAGGAAGGAAAAUACACUCCACCUCCUCACCACACUGGUAAUGAAGACCCAAGACCAUAAGAAACCAUAUGCAGUGAAGUCAUGCUUGUUAAAUCUGAACAAUGUUAUUGAGAAUAAAAAUACAAAAAUCAUA
Molecule: messenger RNA, 496 nt
Organism: Polypterus senegalus (gray bichir)
Lineage: Eukaryota; Metazoa; Chordata; Cladistia; Polypteriformes; Polypteridae
Gene: ndufs5
Product: NADH:ubiquinone oxidoreductase subunit S5
Exons: 3
Coding region: 103-423 (106 amino acids)
Biological process (GO): mitochondrial respiratory chain complex I assembly
Source: RefSeq, a predicted model, not a curated record